This is a messenger RNA of Hippocampus comes (tiger tail seahorse), 7731 nucleotides long. RefSeq names its product zonadhesin. The transcript has 52 exons. The record is from RefSeq and is a predicted model, not a curated record. Lineage: Eukaryota; Metazoa; Chordata; Actinopteri; Syngnathiformes; Syngnathidae. The coding region runs from base 1 to 7731 and encodes 2576 amino acids.
AUGACCAUUUGCCUGAUAGGCACUUUCCAAGGGAAGGUGGGGGCUGAGUCGGAAGACGACUGUGAAGCCUGCUACCCGGGGUCCUACUGCCCGUCUUGGGCCCAGACCUCUGUCACGCUCUUCUGUCCUCCAGGUUGGUUCUGCCCAUUGGGGUCCGUGUCUGGAAAUCAGCCAGGAUAUCAGUGCCCACCUGGCCACGCGUGUCCAUAUGGUAGUGCUAAACCUUCCAUCUGUGACCCCGGAACAUUUCAAUCAUCAUCUGGACAAUCUGCAUGCAACAGCUGCCCACCAGGUUUUUACUGCACGGAGGGUGCAUCGGUGCCAUCGCCAUGUCCGAGGGGCACUGUUGGUCCGUCACCCGGUAUGACGUCCCUCAGUGACUGCACCUCUUGCCCCCGAGGAAACUUCUGCAACAGCACCGCUCUGACUGAGCCGUCUGGAGCCUGCAGCCCAGGAUAUUUUUGUUUACUUGGGUCCACUGAGCCGUCUCCUGUCUCCCAGCCUCAUGGAGAUAUUUGCCCCCCUGGACACUUCUGCCUUCCGGGUAGUGAUUCACCCAAACCCUGUCUUGUUGGCAGCUUCCUUCCUGAGCCAGGUGCUUCCUCCAUGUCUCACUGCCGCCCCUGCCCACCUGGGAAAUACUGCCUUGGUCCCGCAGCCUCACAGCCUACAGGUUUGUGUUCUGCGGGAUUCUUUUGUACCAUAGGUGCAGCCAGUCCAACACCACGAGCCAACUCCUUUCAGUUCAGUUGUCUUCAUGCAAUACUUUCGGAAAUAUACCUCACAAAGAUGGAGAAUGUGUCCUGGAUGGACAACAUGUCAUGUUUCCACAACUCCUGCAAUACUGAGAGAUACUCCAAGUGGGUCAAACUGGAUACUCAGUCAGAUUCACACCAUUCACCACUACACCUCAAGAGUCCCCAUUAUGGGAAAUGUGCCACAUUUAGAGGAGAUAUAUGCCCCAAGGGUUUUUAUUGUCCCGUGGGUUCUGCCUACCCGCAGCCUUGUGAAAGGGGCUCUUACUGUAACCAAACUGGCCUCGAAGCCCCAGUUGGACCCUGUGUUGCAGGAUACUACUGCCCAAGAGGUUCUGAAGACCCUCAUGCCUCCCUUUGCCCUGCAGGGCACUACUGCCCACUUGGAACAACUUUUCCACUUGCCUGCCCUCUUGGAACUAUACAAAACUCUGGCAGUGUGGAACCAACACCUUGCCAUCCGGGCAGCUACCAGCUGAGAAAGGGCCGGGGAAGCUGUGAGAAUUGCUCUCCUGGUUUCUACUGCCAAGGUCAAGGAACUUCCUCUGCACUUCUCUGCGAGAGAGGUUUUUACUGUCCGAGUGAAUCAGCAACUCCACGCCCCUGCCCGGCGGGCUCCUAUGGAAAUCUGACAGGCUUGAUUGAAGCACGGCAGUGCUCUUUGUGCGACCCUGGAAUGUACUGCCGAGGAUCAGGGAGGUCUUUUCCAAGUGGCUCGUGCGCUGCAGGGUUUGUUUGUGUUGGGGGAGCCUCUGAACCAUCCCCAGUGGACAACGUGACUGGCUUUCCGUGCCCUCAUGGUUUCUUCUGCUCUGCUGGGACUUUGGUACCACAGCCAUGCCCCAAAGGAACAUUCAGUGACCAGAGUGGGUUGACAGAUGAAUCGCAGUGUCGUAGUUGCAGUCCAGGCUUCUACUGCUCAGAGACAGGCCUCUCGGCUGUGUCUGGACCCUGCCUAGCUGGGUUUUACUGUCUCGAGGGAUCACAAAAGGCUGCACCAAUAUCAAGUGUAUCUGGAGGCGUUUGUCCAGCAGGCCACUACUGUCCAGAAGGCAGUACUGUCCCCUCACCCUGCCCAACAGGCUCCUUCCGAAAUGAGACCGGGGGAAAAGGCAAAGACGACUGCAAGCCUUGCCUUCCUGGUUUCUACCAAGAUUUCUCAGGCCAGACUGAGUGUAGACGCUGUCCUCCCGGAUUCCACUGUGAGACUCUCAGGCUAAGCUCAACCAGGGGGAGUUCUUCUGGACUAUCCAGUCCUUUGCCCUGCCCUGUUGGUUUCUUUUGUCCCAGGGAAAGUCCAGAUGGAAGGCCUGUUCCCUGCCCCAAAGGCACAUAUGGGCCCAGUCAGGGUCUCACCUCUGAAGGUGAGUGCUUAGCCUGUCCUGCAGGUCUGUUCUGUGGAUCUGAAGGUUUAGCGGAACCCUCUGGAUGGUGCCUGGAUGGAUUUCUUUGCCUGAUUGGAGCCAUGCUCCCAAACCCCACUGACAACACGACUGGGUCUCUUUGUCCACCUGGCGGGUUUUGCCAAAAGGGGCUUAAAGCGGGAAACUGUUGGUCUGGAUUUUAUUGUGGCUGGGGUUCGAGCAAGGCAGAUCAGACUCUGUGUCCGGCUGGUUACUUUUGCCCUCGUGGAACACCAGACCCCAUUCCCUGUCCCGCAGGAACAUUUAGCUCUAUUUCAGGCAACUCACACCUGAGCAACUGUACUCAAUGUACUGCUGGAUACUACUGUGAAGUUGAAGGGACUGUGCAGCCCAAACUGUGUCCCGCUGGCUAUUACUGUCCGCCAGGAAUGACACAAGGAAUGGGCUUACCCUGUCCAAUCGGUACCGUUCAGAACCAGUUUGGAGCUUCAAGCCUUGACGCUUGCCUUCCCUGCCCUGCUGGAAUGUUUUGUUCCCAGCCUGGUCUUUCCCGUCCCACAGGAUUGUGUGAGGCUGGAUAUUAUUGUCCAAGUGUAUCUACCAUCAAUCUCUCUUCUGAAUAUCAGAAUAAUUCUACCAGGAGCCAUCUUUGUCCUCCUGGUUACUAUUGCCCCGCUGGAACGAAAAAUCCAAUUCCGUGCCCUGCAGGCUCUCUAUCCAUCUCCCGAGGUCUAAAGGUCAUUGAUGACUGCCCUCCUUGCCCCCCUGGACAGUUUUGUGAUAGACCUGCAAGUACACAGCUCUCUGAUGCUCUCCCAUGUCAUGCCGGUUAUGUUUGCCUUGGCGGCAAUACUAGUCCCACCCCGUCUGACGGUUUCCAUGGCUACCGUUGCCCUGCCGGCCACGCCUGUCCUGUUGGGUCAGCCACAGCGCUGCCAUGCGAGCCUGGCACCUACAGCCCAGUUUCCGGAGCCGCCGAGUGCAUUGUAUGCCCCAGAGGAAUGAUGUGUUCCUCCUCAGCCACCUUGGAGCCCGCCAUCUGCCCACUCGGUCACUAUUGUCCCGUUGGAACAGCCCUGCCUCAACCUUGCCCUUUAGGGAUUUUCAACAAUCAGACAGGCGCACACUCCCCCUCACUCUGCACAACCUGUCCUCCUGGAUUGUACUGCAGCACAUAUGGGGCCUCAUCACCACAAGGUCUCUACUGCCCGGUGGGGUGCCUCUCUCCAAUUCCUAGCCCUGUUGGCAGCAUCCGCAACACUACUGGAGGCGUGACAAUGGAGACCUGUCCUGCAGGUCACUACUGCUCUGCCGAAGGUCUCAUCAGCCCUAGUGGGCCCUGUGCGGCUGGUUUCUACUGCCCUUUUGACUUCUCUUCAACCACUCCAUAUGCCUUCCCGUGCCCCAAGGGCCACUACUGCCCACAAGGUUCGCCCCUUCCCCUACCAUGUCCCAGUGGAGAGUACCAGCCAAAUCCAGGCUCAGACUACUGCAUCCCCUGUCGACCUGGCUUCUUUUGUGAGGAGGCCAUUGUAGGAGAGCCUCAAAUCUGCCCACCACAUUUCUUCUGCCCAGCAGGUACCAUGGUGCCUCAUCCAUGCCCAAAUGGCUCAUACAGUGAUCCAAACAAGGGAGGACUACAGGAGGCCCGGGAGUGUUUACCCUGUCCUCCAGGGCGAUUCUGCAGAGCUGGUAAGAUACAAGGCAUGUGUGCUGCAGGGUAUCUUUGCGUCUCUGGGAGUGCAGAUUUCACCCCUCAGGGAUCAUUACCCGACCUGACCCAGUGUCAGUGGGGUGUGCAGUGUGCUGGGCCAUGUCCACCAGGCUUCUACUGUCCUGAGGGCACUGAAAAGGCUGUGAUGUGUCCUGAAAACACCGUCAGAAAUUACUCAGGCGGUGCCAGCGCACAGGACUGUUUAACAUGUCCAACUCGACACUGGUGCCAAGCUGGAGAGCCGAAUCCUCGUCUGUGCCCCGCUGGUCAUUAUUGUAACGGUUUGUCUGAAGCUGACAGUGAUGGAUGGAGCGGGCCCAAGCCUUGUCCUGUGUACACCUAUCGAGCCUCUCCCGGAGCAGGCAGUAAGGGCGACUGCCUUCCCUGCCCUCCCGGUUCCCACUGCAACAGCACAGGGCUUGCAGACUAUUCCAACACUCUUUGCCCACCUGGAUUCUGGUGUAGUGGGUCUGGAGCACCCAUCUUCUGCCCAGCGGGCAAAAAGAGGAGGUUUCCUGGUGCUGCUGACCCAAGCCAAUGUGAGCCUUGCGCUGGGGGGACCUAUUGCCCAGACCCUCAGGCUACGGGGAAGCCCAAUGUGGAGGGCAUCCCAUGCAGGGCCUCUUACGAAUGCCCCAUGGGGUCAGCCUCAGAGAAGUUGUGCAGAGCUGGCUCAUACUGCGGACCACAGACUGCUGAGUCUCAAAUCUGUCCAGCGGGUUAUAUUUGUACAGCAGGGUCACGGACCUACAAUCUUCCCGAACAACUCUGCCCCUUUCCCUUCUACUGCCCAGCCAACAGCUCUUCAAUGAAGUCUUGCGAUGGAGGCUCAAAGCCUGUCAACGCCAGUGAGCUUCGAGGAUCCAAAAAGUGCUGCUGCAGUGUAUGUGAGGGUGGCACCUAUCGACCUUACCUAUCAACUGUCUUACAAUGUCUGCGGUGCCCUCCAGGAUACUUCUGCCCACCAGGCACAGACGACUACAAGCGCAAUUCUUGCCCUGAAGGAUACGUAUGUCCAUCUGGAUCCAUACAGCCGACACCUUGCCCCCCUGGCUCCUUUGGCAAUCUGAGAAAAGCGCAGACACUCACGGGCUGUCACCCAUGUCCGGCUGACACCUUCAACCACCUCGAUGCACAGAGAGCCUGCUUCCCUUGUGGCAGCUCCUCCACUUCGCCACCAGGUUCUUCGUCUUGUACCUGCAUUGGCAAAAAUCGCUCUUUUCAGCGCUCGGAUGGUGCGUGCUUGUGCAGAACUGGCUUUAUCUUUUAUAACGAGCUGGAUUUCAAAAGCACUACUUCUGAUAGUGCGCUGGACUGCCAGCCUGAGAUGUAUAUGAGGUGCGGUCCAGGGCAGGUUAGGCUGGCUGCAUCCAGAGAGUGUGUAUCACCUUCCCUUUACUCGUGUAAUGUAACCUGUGGACCAAAUGGAGGAACUCUUGAUGUGGAGAUGGGCAUCUGCCACUGUAAGCGAUACGUGUCUGCUGAGGAGCUUUGCAACACUUCCUGCCUCUCCAAAAUGCCUCAACUUUCAGCCCGUUUCUCUCCGGAUGGACAUUUGUUCCUCAGCAUCAAAGAAAAUGACAGCACACUCUGGGUCAAAACUUUAGUGGAUGUUUUAGGACCAGAUCCCCUUCCAAAGAAUAUUGGCAAAAUCCAUUUGGUUGAGUUUGACUCUCAAGGAGUGUUUGGUUGGAUUCCCAAACAAAGAGAGGACAUUGAAAUGUUUCUUUCCGAUGCCCGGGCUCCCACACGGAGAAAGAGGAGAAGUGCAGAAGGCCAUGAGUGGGACUUGCCUGUCCUUCCUCGUAUUCCAAACCCUGUUGCUUGUCUCUCCACUGGUGACAUGCUAAUUUUCCACCUAACCAUUAACCACACAGAUCGCAGUCUGAGCCACUUCCCGUUCUAUGAGAAAGACCACUUGUUUAACAGUAACCCCAGCUGGGACUUUGGAGUCUUCAGGCGUGUGCAGACACUCAUCAAGCAGUCAAAUCUGAAUAACACAUGGUUUGCCCAUGCUUUUUCGGAAACGGGGAAAUAUGUCUUUCUGGAUAGCGCGGUCCCAGAUUGGAGUUUGGUGGUCGUGGUAAGUGAGGAUGGGACAGAAUGUGACCGCUGGGCCUCGGCAUUCCAGGCAAUGACCCCAGCACAGCUUGUCAGUUAUGGAGUCAUCAAGCAGCACCAACUAAACCUUUUACCGGAUUGGAGAACAAUUGCAGGCCUCCUGAGUCUGCUCUUCGUAGUCGUAGUGGCCGUGACCACAACAGUUGUGGUUCUUUGGCCCAGCAAAUCCAAGGUGGUGUCCCAGUGGAGGACAAAGCCAAGGUGGCGCAGCCUUGGAGACCCCCCGCGUCUUGUAGAGUGCCCAUGCAGUGGAGACGGUUUAUGUGGUUCUCCAGGCAGUCGAGGCGUAGGAGAGGGAGCCGAAGCUGAGGAGCCCACUAUCUCUAAAGGAAUUGUAUCAGCGUUUUGCGAUUUGGAGGAGUUCAAUGUGAAGACGUUGUACGACAAACUGGAAGAUCAAAACCUUCACGUGGCCUCGCAGCUGGCGCGACAUCGCAAAGAUACGCAGCAGUUUUAUCGGAACAUUAAUCAACAGAUUGACGCGCUACAGAAUGUAUUUGAGGAAAUGGAUGGUAAAAAUCUGAGUCUCCUAAAUCGACUGCUAGCAUCUCAGAAUUCGACGAGCUCGAAACCAUACAAGUCUGUUAAAAAGAUUAAUGAUGAAGUUGGUGAGUCCUCAGCAUUACUGGAAGCUGUUCUCAAAUCUGUGGAGGCACUCUUAUGGAAGAUAAACCAAGAGACUUGGCAGCCCUCUCUCUCACACCAGCAUCCUGAUGCCAUGGAAUGUGAACGACAAACUCAAACCAGUAACAUCAAGACAACACCGGUUUCAUCUAUAAAUUCGACCCAAACGGAAGCACUUCCCCACGAUGCACUCCAUUUACCGAAGCCUGCUCCUUGUCUCAAUGAUGUGGAUUUAUCCAAGCUCGUCAGCAUAUCUCCCUUGUAUAAGACUUUACAAGAGAUCCAGCAAUCCCUGCAAAAUCUCAACCCAGCUGAUCCCGUUCAGCUUCUCCCCAAUGUGAUCUGGAAUUCAUCCCAAGCGAAGCCUAAAGUGCCACUCAUUCCAACUGCGCUGGACAGCCUCUCGCCCCAGCACUCCGCUGUUUUCCUAUUUGGCUGCCGGGUGAUGGAAGUGCUUGAGAAAUGCCCCUUGUUCCCCUCCUCCGUGCUCCUCACGCUGGCCAAGUGUCUCCCACUUUCGCCACAGUGCUCUGAUAACAGCCUGCUGGCACAUUGCAGGGGGGACUUUUAUUUUGACGCCGGCCAUCAAGUUCUUUAUCUGUCCGAGGCUAAGCUCGAGCACGUGGGGCAUUUUAUCGCCACCAUUCUUCAAUCCAUGGCUCACAUAGCGUCAGGAAAUGAUGCCCAGAGCUUCAUGCUAGCUCUUCAUGAGGCUGUCUCGGCUCUGAGUCUCCAACUAUUCAGCAUGUCUUUCAAACAGAGCACAGCAGAGGGUGCACUGAGUGAGGAAUUUACCAACAUCAGAUUCCCCAAAGGAGCGCACUUCACUGAGCGUCUAUUAGAUGCAAGAGUGGAGCAAUACAAGCAUUGCAUGUUAGAGCAGCUCUUUGCAAAUCUCUCACAAAGUACAACUGAGGAGAUUCAGACAGCUUUACCAGAAUACGGGACUCCAAUGGAGAAAAUGAAAAACUUCCAAGUUUCAGUGAACAAGUGGUACUACUGCCAGGAACAACAGCAUUACCCGCAGAUGAGGAGAUUUGAUUUCAAUGGUCUCCUGAGGAAGACACAGAAGACGCAACAGAAGACAGCACAGACAUAUUUGGCCAAAACUAUACCGUCAUGGACCGUGACUGAUGGCAAAAACACACCAUAG